Molecule: messenger RNA, 1771 nt
Organism: Humulus lupulus (European hop)
Lineage: Eukaryota; Viridiplantae; Streptophyta; Magnoliopsida; Rosales; Cannabaceae
Product: serine acetyltransferase 4-like
Exons: 10
Coding region: 356-1342 (328 amino acids)
Cellular component (GO): cytosol; cytoplasm
Molecular function (GO): L-serine O-acetyltransferase activity
Source: RefSeq, a predicted model, not a curated record
AACUUCGAUCAACCGCAUAAUUUUAGAAUUAUGGUUUUUUUUCUUUGUUUAUUUUGAAAAGAGCAGAAAGAAAGCAUUUUUAUCUUGAAUGCCACUUUUUACAUAAUAAACUUUCUCAUUCACACACACACACACAUGUUAUCUUGAUUUUAGCAAAAGCAUGCAACUGCAGAGUUUUCAACUGUACAAAAACACACAAAACUCAGAAACCAAAACCAAAACCAAAACCUUUGUUAUAUAAAGACUUGGUCCUCUUAUAACAAAGGUUAUUACUACUACUCUUACACCUGACCUGACCAGACCUGACCAGAGCCCUGAGCCAUUGAUAUUAAGGUCUCCUCGUGCUCACUCACUCAUGGCCUGUCUCAGCGAAGAGAGCUGCUGGGUGGUCUCUCUCUCCAAAAUGCUCUCCGAAGAUGACAAACAAAACUUUAUGGACUCCACUACCAAGUCAUCUACCGCCAAAAUAUUAGACAAGGUUUUCCCCGUUUAUGCAUUGGGGAUUUCCAACCCUACUGGCUCGGAGGUGGAACCACUCUUACAGCUAUCCAACUCGGCUGACGACCCCAUUUGGGACGCCAUCAGAGAAGAGGCAAAGCUAGUGGCAGAAAGUGAGCCAAUUUUGAGUAGUUUCUUGUAUGCGAGCAUACUGUCCCAUGAUUGUUUAGAGCAAGCACUAGGCUUUGUUCUUGCAAAUCGACUCCAAAAUCCAACUCUUUUGGCAACUCAGCUUAUGGACAUAUUCUAUGAUGUGAUGACACAUGAUAAGACCAUUCAACGCUCCAUUCGCCUUGAUGUGCAGGCAUUUCUGGACCGGGAUCCUGCUUGUUUGUCAUAUUGUUCAGCUCUGUUGUAUCUCAAGGGAUACCAUUCUUUGCAAGUACAUCGAGUGGCUCAUGCCUUGUGGAGUCAAGGACGGAAAGUAUUGGCGUUGGCACUGCAAAGUAGAAUAAGUGAGGUUUUUGGAGUUGACAUACACCCAGCUGCACAAAUUGGUGAGGGAAUACUGUUGGAUCAUGGGACCGGAGUUGUUAUCGGUGAAACUGCUGUUGUUGGGAAUAGGGUGUCCAUGAUGCAUGCUGUAACGCUUGGGGGAACGGGGAAAGAAGUUGGAGAUCGGCAUCCAAAAGUUGGGGAGGGAGCCCUUAUUGGAGCAAGUGUGACAAUUCUUGGCAACAUAAAGAUAGGUCAUGGUGCUAUGAUAGCAGCUGGCUCCCUAGUGUUGAAGGAUGUUCCUCCACACAGUAUUGUGGCAGGGAUACCAGCAAAGGUGAUUGGAUAUGUAGAUGAGCAAGACCCUUGUUUAAGUAUGAAGCAUGAUGUUACCAAAGAUUUCAUUUGAACAUGUAGCUGUUAACUUCAGUCAGGGAUUCAAAAUGUUCAGGAGCAUAAAAUUCAGAAACAUGAAUCAUGAAAUGGUGGAUUAUUGUUGGGUUGUUCUUAAGAUUUAUUUUUAUAUAUUUAUAGUGGUUGUUGUCAUUAAAUCAUAUGGGCUACACUUUGUUAUUUAUGUAUGUGUAAAACAAAGUAUAGCAUUGAGUGAGUGAGUGAGAGUGGAAAGUGAGGGCAUGUUAAGCAAGAUACCAUGUUUUUUUGAGUCUCUUGCUUACUUAGAGAGAAAUUAUGAGUCCAUGGCUCAUAUUUCAUUCCAUCUUUCAAGCCCUAAUCUUAUAUUUAAUUAUUACCUUUCUUUCCAAGUAACCACAUUGUGUGAGAUUUUACUUUGGCAAUGCAAUUACAUCAUAGUGAAGAUGAUGGGGACAUUCACAAA